AUGAAGACUUGACUCACUGAUAACUCGGAAUGAAGGACAGUGCUUAUAAACCAUCUGUCCCUCAUCAGAACAACUGAGAAGCUGCCUGUCUUCCCAUUUUGGAGUAUACAGUCCAUACCUACAUAUACUCACAUAUUUCGUGACAACCAUUUGUACCUGUGGGACAUUGCCACUUGAAGAAAACCUAUACCUUAAUUUUAUAGUAUUUUAUUGGUGUGUCUGAGAAGAAGGCAGUUUGUAGUGCUUGGACCCCCCCACUUCAGGGGAGAGAAACCUCUGACACAAGCAUUUGAAGACCAUGACAUCCAACAUUUCGAUCUUUCUCUGCCUGUUGCUGGUGUCUUGUGGUUCGACUGCAGUCAUCACCGGGGCAUGUGAGAAGGACUCUCAGUGUGGAGGUGGCAUGUGUUGUGCAGUCAGCCUGUGGAUCCGGAGUCUACGAAUGUGCUUCCCAAUGGGUCAGGAGGGAGAAGACUGUCAUCCAAUGAGCCACAAGGUGCCCUUCUUUGGCAGGAGACUCCAUCAUACAUGCCCUUGUCUGCCCAACUUAGCCUGCAUCACCAUAGCUGAUGGCAAGUCCAAAUGUCUCUCGCCAUUUCCAUUCCAGGAUCAGUACCUGUGAUGAAGAUGUUUACCUGUAUACCAUGCAGAUGUUUGUACAAAGUGUAUAGUUGCAAAAGUGUUUAUUUGAUUGAUUUUAGAUUCAUUUAAUUGAAUUUAUUUAAUCUUUAUGGAAAAUGGAAAAUAAAUUGUAAGUAUAGGUAAUAAGUAAAUUAUAGCAAUGAGGUCAUAAAAUGCAAGCGCUAUUGCCAAAAUGUCAGAAUAUGACCAAAUAAAUAAAUAUUACAAUUAUUCUUUUGGUUGUUUAAAAUAUUAUACACUAGGGUAGUAUAAUGUAAGUAUAUAAGCCAUUAACUGUGUUUUUUAACAGAAAGAUGUGGGCCACUGAAACUUUGGUUACAGGUUGUAAUAGCUAUUUGAACCUGGCACUAAAUGCUACAUCAAGUAUAGCAUACAGGUAUGGUCAACGUGUGGUGGUUGUUAUCAGAGCGGUGUGCAAUAGCUCUUUGACAGUUCAUUAGUCAAGGACUAAAACACAAUCAUUUUGUUUCUUACUGAACCCAUUUCAUAUUUUUGAUAAUGUUUUAGCAACACUUAAAGGUUACAUAAAUAUAAAUAUAAAUCAGUUCUAUUAUUAUCAGGUGAUGUACACUGUAAUUUCAUUUCAUUUAGUAUGCCAUUCAUGCCAUUUAAUUUCACUAAAUCGUAUGCUUUCAAGAGCUUUGGUACCUUUGUAGAGGAACAUUUCACACUUGCAAUUUAGAAGCAGGUUUUUGAAAGCCUUCUUUGGGGCAAGGUUAGCAGCGUUUUGGGAAAAAAGUGGCAAAUGGUGAUGGAAAACGCGUGAGUUGGACUAAAAAAAAGAGACUUAUUCCAUCCUUGUAAUGUUCUAUUCUUAUCCUUACCUUUAUAGUGUGAAAAGUCCAUUCAGGAAAAACUAGAGCUCUCAUGUAAACAAUGAUGCUGACAAUGCAAAUAUUCAAAAAAGAACAGGGUUUAAGAAUGUGAAUUGUCAUCUUAUGAAUAACCAGGAAUCAUUUUUAACCCUGGGUAAAUUAUGAGCAUGGUGAAACAAGGUAAUGUUG
Carassius carassius (crucian carp) is the source of this 1646-nucleotide messenger RNA. Its product is annotated as toxin MIT1-like. NCBI's taxonomy places the organism in Eukaryota, Metazoa, Chordata, Actinopteri, Cypriniformes, Cyprinidae. Bases 299 to 622 code for a protein of 107 amino acids. The transcript is spliced from 3 exons. The record is from RefSeq and is a predicted model, not a curated record.